Stegostoma tigrinum is the source of this 10108-nucleotide messenger RNA. It is a transcript of the gene hipk2, whose product is annotated as homeodomain interacting protein kinase 2. The coding region runs from base 699 to 4304 and encodes 1201 amino acids. The transcript has 15 exons. Gene Ontology annotation, cellular component: cytoplasm; PML body; nucleus. Gene Ontology annotation, molecular function: SMAD binding; ATP binding; transcription corepressor activity. The record is from RefSeq and is a predicted model, not a curated record. Gene Ontology annotation, biological process: intrinsic apoptotic signaling pathway in response to DNA damage by p53 class mediator; positive regulation of transcription by RNA polymerase II; smoothened signaling pathway. NCBI's taxonomy places the organism in Eukaryota, Metazoa, Chordata, Chondrichthyes, Orectolobiformes, Stegostomatidae.
GCAGUCGAAAGAAGAACGGGUCUAGGAAUCAAUGCCCCUUUCAAUGUGUUGCAGACAUCGACCCCCAGCCCGAGAGCCCCAGUAGGACUCAUAGCCCACUGCCUCCAUAUGGCCCCUUUCUCUCCGCUGCCCACUCAAAGCUCAGUGUAUUCAAAAACCAAGCGCUGGGCCUCUCAGGAGAGCUAAAUUAGCCCAGUUUGCAUCUGAAGGGUUUAUUUUUGAGACAGAUCGACUGCAUAGGCAGUUGAUGUCUCUCUGGCUCCCUGCUUUCUGCUUGUAAGUUUGCAGAAAUCCCACAGACAUGUUGACCAGAAGGUAAAAAAAAAUCGCAAAUCCGGCUCUAUUUUGUUUUUAUUUUUAAUAAUAACACCGGGGAAACAGAUCCGUAUGUGGGACUCGAACUGGAUUCUUGACGGGGUCUCCGGUGUCUCGUACUUGGGGGAGAGAGAGGGAGAGAGAACCUUGCCUGAAAGGAGAGCGUUCAAUGACUGAUUUUGCAAGAGUUUUUUCCCUCUCGCCCCCAGUGUUUCUCUCCCUCUCUCUCUCCCUCUUUCCCUGGAUGAAUCCGAAUAGUGAUGCAGCCAGGGACUUACAGUCCAAAUUAAUCCAGCACAACAUGGCAGAUCGACACCGUGUUUAGCAAGGAGAGGAGCAACUGGCUUUGUAUUCUGCCAUGCAUAGCACACAGUACUGCACCGAUGGCCCCGAUGUACCAAGGUAUGGCCUCACAAGUGCAAGUGUUUUCCCCUCACACAAUCCAGACAAGUGCCUUCUGCAGUGUGAAAAAACUGAAAGUGGAGCCAGGUUCUAACUGGGAUAUGACCGGGUAUGGUUCACACAGUAAAGUAUAUAACCAGAGCAAGAGUCCGAACAUCGCACAGUCAACAAUCAGCGCUUCUCUUCAAGUUCCCAAUCCAACUCUGUCCUACGAGCAGACAGUGAUUUUCCCGGCCAGUGCUGGCCACAUUGUCUUCACCACAGCAAACAGCACAUCGGGGGUGGUGGCUGUGUCUGCCCAGGCCUUGGGAGGCCCGCAGAACCUGACGCGCCGCAGCACCGUGACCCUCCUCGAUACCUACCAGAGAUGCGGCCUGAAGCGGAAGAGUGAGGAACUCGAGGACACCGGCAGCGUGCAGAUCAUUGAGGAGCAUCCGCCAAUGCUUCAGAACGCCGCCAGCGGCGCUACUGUUGCCACGGCAGCCACUUCCACCGCCACGUCUAAGAACAGUGGGUCGAAUAGCGAGGGCGACUACCAGCUCCUACAGCACGAGGUGCUGUGCUCAAUGACCAACACUUACGAGGUGUUGGAGUUUCUUGGCCGUGGGACAUUUGGCCAAGUAGUAAAGUGCUGGAAAAGGGGGACCAAUGAGAUUGUGGCCAUCAAGAUUCUGAAGAACCACCCUUCCUACGCACGGCAGGGCCAGAUCGAGGUGAGCAUCCUCGCUCGACUAAGCACAGAGAGUGCGGAUGACUACAAUUUUGUCCGGGCCUAUGAGUGCUUUCAGCACAAGAACCACACUUGCCUUGUCUUUGAAAUGCUGGAGCAGAACUUGUACGACUUCCUGAAGCAGAACAAGUUCAGUCCGUUGCCCCUCAAGUACAUCAGGCCCAUCCUGCAGCAGGUAACCACAGCCUUGAUGAAACUCAAGAACCUCGGCCUAAUUCACGCUGACCUGAAACCAGAGAACAUCAUGCUGGUGGAUCCAGUCAGGCAGCCGUACCGAGUGAAGGUGAUAGAUUUCGGCUCAGCGAGUCAUGUCUCAAAGGCUGUGUGUUCCACUUACUUACAGUCCAGGUAUUACAGAGCACCAGAGAUCAUCCUGGGACUGCUGUUUUGUGAAGCCAUUGACAUGUGGUCACUUGGGUGUGUUAUUGCCGAGCUAUUCUUGGGGUGGCCAUUGUAUCCAGGAGCUUCGGAGUACGAUCAGAUCCGUUACAUUUCACAAACACAAGGGUUGCCAGCGGAGUAUUUGUUAAGUGCAGGGACAAAGACAACACGGUUCUUCAACAGAGAUCCAGAUUCAUCAUAUCCACUAUGGAGACUUAAGACACCAGAAGAUCACGAGACUGAGAUGGGGAUCAAGUCGAAGGAGGCAAGGAAAUACAUUUUUAACUGUUUGGAUGAUAUGGCACAGGUGAAUAUGACGACAGACUUGGAAGGAAGUGAGAUGCUGGCAGAGAAGGCAGACCGACGGGAGUUUAUUGAUCUGCUAAAGAAGAUGUUGACCAUUGAUGCAGACAAGAGAAUUACACCGAUCGAGACACUGAGCCAUCCCUUUGUAAUGAUGACGCACCUAUUAGAUUUUCCUCAUAGCACACAUGUCAAGUCCUGCUUUCAGAACAUGGAGAUUUGCAAGCGAAGAGUGAAUAUGUAUGACACAGUGAAUCAGAGUAAGACGCCUUUCAUCACACAUGUGGCUCCAAGCACAUCAAGCAAUCUAACAAUGACCUUCAGCAACCAGCUCAGCACAGUGCACAACCAGGCCAACAGCCUGGCUCCCACAUCCACAAGUGCCACCCUUUCCCUUGCCAACCCUGAUGUCUCCUUACUUAACUACCAAUCUGCACUUUACCAGCCUUCAGCAGCAUCCAUGGCAGCUGUUGCCCAAAGGAGCAUGCCACUGCAGACGGGAGCUUCGCAGCUGUGUGCUCGUCCUGACCCCUUCCAACAAGCCUUGAUUGUGUGUCCACCUGGAUUUCAAGGAUUGCAGGCUUCUCCAACCAAGCAUGCUGGGUACUCUGUCCGAAUGGAGAAUGCUCUUCCAAUUGUUACGCAGGCUCCAGGAGCUCAGCCUCUUCAGAUCCAGCCUGGCCUUCUGACGCAGCAGACCUGGCCUGGUGGUACCCAGCAGAUCCUUUUGCCUCCAGCCUGGCAGCAACUAACAGGAGUGGCAGCCCACACUUCAAUGCAACAUGCUACUGUUCUUCCAGAGACAAUGGCAGGGGCCCAGCAACUGGCAGACUGGAGGAACACCCAUCCGCACACCAGCCAUUACAAUACCAUCAUGCAGCAGCCGGCCCUCCUGGCAAGUCAUGUCACUUUGCCAUCUGCUCAGCCUUUGAACAUUGGCGUCGCUCAUGUAAUGAGACAGCAGCCCACUUCAAGCUCCACCUCAAAGAAGAACAAGCAACAGCAGUCCUCUGUUAGGAAUAUGUCAACCUAUGAAGUCUCCUCCACCCGAAGCUUCAACUCCCACUCCCCUCAGCGUUCGAAACGUGUGAAGGAGAACACCCCACCAAGGUGUGCCGUGGUGCAGGACAGUCCAGCCUGCAGCACCUUAACGUGUGGCUGGGGGGAGGCCAUCAGCACAACCCAUGAGCAUCAGAGGCAGACCAUAGUCAUUCCUGACACACCUAGCCCAGCAGUCAGUGUCAUCACCAUCAGCAGUGACACUGACGAAGAGGAGGAACACAAACGAGUUCCCAACAGCAGACUGUCGAAGCAGAGGAAAAAUGUCAUCAGCUGUGUCACAGUGCACGACUCGCCAGACUCUGACUCUUCGAGCAACAACAGCCCAUAUGCCAUGCAACAGCAGCACACCAUCAGCAGCAGUGCAAGCAACCAGGCCAAAGGACGGUCAGAUAGCCACUACUGUGGGAACCCACGCACCAUUAUUGUCCCACCUCUCAAGACGCAGUCUAGUGAUACUGUGGCAGGGUGUGACCGCCUUGUGCCAGGCACACAGGGACAUCAUUCAUUGAGCCACAAGCCCAAAAACUCCAGCACAACGACAUCCAGUGCAACCCACUCUUCAGCAAGUUACUCAGCAAUAUCAUCUUACCGGCAACAGAGGUCAACAGCCCAUUCCUUUCAACAGCAACCCCUCAAUCUCAGUCAGGCUCAGCCACACGUGACAGGGAUCCAGGAGCGGAGUGGCAACCAUGGACAUCGGAGGCAGCAAGCUUACAUUACACCGACCAUUGCUCAGGCACCCUAUUCGUUCCCACAUCGUAGUCCUUCACACUCUACUGUGCAUCCGCAUCUGGCAGCAGCCCAUCUAUCUGGGCAGCCUCACCUGUACACCUAUGCCACACCUGCUGCCCUUGCACCUACAGGCACAGUGGCUCAUCUUGUGGCAUCACAGGGGUCUACCAGGCAUACUUAUGCCACUCAUCCUGGAGGGAUAGUCCACCAGAUGCCCGUUGGUAUGGGACCAAGGGUACUGCCAUCUCCGACCAUCCACCCAAGUCAGUAUCAAGCCCAAUUCGCCCACCAGACAUAUAUCAACGCUUCACCGGCAUCAGCUGUCUAUACCGGAUAUCCAUUGAGCCCAACCAAGGUCAAUCAAUACCCUUACCUUUAAGGCUCAAAAACAACAAAGAUAUUGUAUUGAAUUGAAACAAGCAACGAUGCAUCUUGUACUUGAGAAGGUAGUUGAGAAAUGAACUGGAAGGAAAGUGCUCGGUCACGGGAUGAAAACUACAGAUCUUUUUUUAAAAAUCAGACAUUAAUUAAAAAAAACCAAAUUUUGAAAGCCUGACAAUUGACCUCUGACCAGUGAAGAUGAUGUAUGAAGGGGAGUCAAGCAACACAUGUUCGGUGGAUAUUUAAUCUCUGAAAUAUUUUAAAGACCUGUGAACUUGGGACCCUGGAAGCUACCCUGAGAGUUUGGUUGAAGUUUUUAAUUGAAGUUCAGUAAACGAACUACAGUUGAUUUCUCAAUUUCAUUUUAUUUUAUAUUUUGUUUGGGUAAACAAAUAGCUGCUUAUCUUUUCCUAAAUCAAACCCUCCUUGUGAAGGUAGAGGCUGCCAGGGCGCCUUUCAGAAUGUAGGGAGAUGAGGAAAGCUUCAUUAAAUGAUGUGAUACCAAUAGAUAUUAAUCGUGAUUGCACAACCCUGAUUCAACUUAGCUCUGUUCUUAAGGCAUGUUAGUUGUGACAGUUCUGAGUUCCACAGUUUUUGUGUGUGUGUGUGUGUGUGUGUGUGUGUGUGUGUGUACGCGUGCAGGGGGUGGGGGGGGGUAUUUUUGCUGUCAUUUUUGUUUUUAGCAGAAAGCUUCCUGUCAUGUUCCAAACAUAUUCCCUUCUAGUGCCUUACAGAAAAGGACAAGAAUUCCUCCAGACUUCCAAUAGAUCUAAUGGAGCUGGUGUUAAUGCUAAGGCAAUCCUCCCAGUCACAACUCUUGGGCAUGAUGGCUCUGCAUGGUGAAAGGACUGGGACUAAGAGUGUAGGGUUGCGUUUGGAGAAACACAGUCUGAGUUUGCAUGUCCUUUCUUCUCUUUACAACUCCUCAGGUGUUGGCAGCUCAUCAUUCCCUCUCCAGGUAGCCUGUCAACGUAGACAGAACAUAAUGUUGCAAGCAACAAAGUGCCAUUUGACACUCAAGCUCUCAAAUCUACCAGUAGUCUAUACAUAGUUCUUGUAAUACAGAUGCAUCCCCUCUGCUCUCCGCUUAUUGACCCACCAAUAUAAAGGGACACCUAUGUCCUGUUAACAAUAUCAAGUCUUGUCAGUAAACUCUGUGUCCUAUUGCUCUUUAAGGUGCCAACUGUCAUUGAAUUACUGACUAUCUGUUAACAAUUAGUCUUGACAUUGAUUCAGUCAUGGAAGGUAUGACCACAUUGUUACAAAUGGCAUGUACUAGCAAGUUGGGGGAAGAAUGAGAGCUGCCAAAUUGCACAAUGUUCCUAGGUAAUUCAACUGUGUACUGUGUGGUACUUUAGGUACAUGAAGUUGAUGUUUUCUGGUGUCACCUUUGGAACACAUCUAUUUCAGCCCACCAAAACAUUCUGCUUCUGCCAUUUCUUUAAAAAACAAUUCCUCCAUGACUGCAACAUUUUAAGUGGUGACCUUUUCCAAUUAAAUAAACAGAAAACAUUCAGUUAUUUCCCUUAAGCAACUCAAUAUUAAAUCUUCUCCUGCAAGGACACAUUUCUUCUGUCAAUUUUCUCACCUAUCUUCAUAGUUUCUUGGAAUUAGCUUAAUCUUAUUGAACAGUGAAGUAGGCUUGUGAAGUUGAGUAGCCUCCUCCUGUUCCUAUGUUUCACCCUUUUAUUGAUGUGGAUGCUUUCUGGUACCCUGCAGGAGCCUUGAGAGCGGUCCAGAAGGCAUCACAGCUGAAACAAUCCUGCACGUGUGUACUUUACACCCCUCAGGAUAUGAUGGUCAAUGACUUUUGAAGAGACCUGGCCAGAAGCAGGUUUCAACUGUCCCCGCAUUUCUGUGACACUGGAUCACCGAAGCCAACUCUGGUCUCUCCUUCAUGUCACCAUAGCUGAGCACAUUACAAUCCAUGGCGAAGGCUGUGGCCGUCUGAGGCAAAUGUGCCCAAGUAACUCAUUGACUUGAUCAGAGACAUGAGGGAAGCAGAACAAAGAGUUUAGGAAUGGAUCUAUAGUACCAGUGGCUCUGACUGGCCUGACACCUCGCAUUUUUGUUCUGUAAGUUUGACUGUGACCUGCUAGUAAAACAUCCAAGACCAAGGGUACAGCUUGAGAAUCUAAAGUGGUACAAUUACAAGUUAGGUUUCUUCUUAUUAGAAUGAAUAUUUUAAAAACAGAGAGCAACAAUUAAGAGCAGAAUGUCUUUACUCACCACACAAAUUUGGGGUGACUGGCAUUUUGUAAAAGAACAUGUCAGUUUUUUUUUCCUGUUCAGUGUGGUACUUCAACAACUGCUGUUUUAAACUUUUUAAAUUAAUUGUUCAUUGUUUUUCUUUUGGUUAUUUGUUUUCUUUCUGAAAAUAAUCAGCCCUACUUUUUUAAGACGAGAAAUUUAAUUUCUGUCUUUUCGCUUCUGAUUGUGCUGCGUAUGUGUUUUUUUAGAGCAGUGUCGUCCAAUAGAAUUCACUGGCGAGAGCUCCAGUUUUAGUCACAGCUAUAUAAUUUACACACCCUCUUGCAAUACAAGUAAAUGUACUUUACAUGUGUAUCUUUACUGAAAAAAAUCUAGCACUAUUCAGUAAAUAACAAAGUAAAAUAAAUAUUACACUGCUUUUCGUCACCAUUUUUCAACAAACACAAAACAUACACAUAAGUCAUGUGAAUAACACUAACAUCACAUGCCUAAUGUGAAUCAUUUUUGAUUACUAAUCCAAAAUACAUCUAUAUCCCCUAUAAGCCACAUCUGAAGGUAUAAUUAGCCAAACGUAGCUAGUGACUAAUGAAGUGGGCCACACUGCAUUAAGAAAAAAAUGAUUGAAUUUUUACAAAGAUUAACUUCCUCUAUGAAUUGAGUAAUUACAUAGCCUUUAGGUUGUUAUAGGCUGACAUUUGUUGAGUUGAUUUCUAAGUCAGCUUAAGUGCUCAGUACAUUCAUAUGGUCUGAUCAAUUAUAUCCAUGUUCACUGUACAUUCUAAAGGCCAGGCUUUGCAGUAACCAAGUGCAAUCCCAUCAAGGAGGAAAGCUGGCUAUGAGUGAGUGUAAGGAUGUGGAUAAAGAAUAAGUCACUCAUACAUAGAAAAACAAAAUGACAUUUGACACCAAAGAAACAACAUUUUAUGGCAUUAUUUGUGCUUUGCUGCCUAUGAUUGUCAGGCUCUUUCAUGAAGAUUAUCUGUUAGGAGGAGACAGCUGGAACUUAUUCCUCUUCAUUUGUAAUUAACACUUAAUACUUGACUUUUUUUUCAUUAGGUGGGAAUUUCUCAAAGGUUUAAUGGUUACUGGCAUUGCUGCUAUUUUCAUGUAUUUAAACAUUCAAGUGAGUCUGUAUCUGUUCUAUAUGUAUAUACAUAUGUUUAUAUAUAAAAAGGAAGAAAAAAUACCUGAUCAUUAAAUCUGGGAAGGGGCAUAAAAGCUACUGAUUAUCAGUUAAAGUCUGCACAGUUUCAAUUGUUAAUUCACACACAAAUUAACUUUUAUUCUAUUUCACACAAUUAUACAUGCAUCCCAAACACUGUUGAAAGAUACAAGUAUAUUUUCACUCAUAACCAAUAAGAAGCCCCCCUUCUUCCCCCAAUCUGUCCCCAUCAUCUUGAAACCACUGGGUGCCUGAAGGGCUGAAGUAAGGAGUUAUCAAUGACUUUUCGAAAAUGAAUGAAUAAUAAUGGAGCAGUCAGUUCAACAGUAACCCGUGUGUGGCUGGAAUUUCUCGAUAACAUGAAAUCUCUCUGUAUUCUGACCCUGUUCCAUGCUAGCUCUUUUUCUUAAGCACCUUAUUGCAGUUUGGUUGUUUAAGUCAAACAUUUUUGUCUUCUUUUAAGAUGUGUUUCCGAGCAUCUUAACAAUUUGGCGGAAAGUGCCUUUGUCUUGGAAGCACUUCAAUGUAUAUUGGCAAUAGACUGCAUGGAUUUAAAGAAGGCAAGAUUUCAGACUCAGAGCUGAAGGCUGUGACAACUCACUGAGGUCCAACACAAUGGAGAGACGUAGCUACUACAUUAGCUAUCAGUGUUCCACACACUCCCCCUCUGAGUAUGUCAUUGAGAACAUUCCUGAGCCAAACAGAAGUGGGCCCAUAAUGGAGGUGCUAUCACAUGUACAGAGUUAUGUGAAGUGAAGGUGAGUUGCAGUAGAGUAGUCAAGCAUUUGAGAUUGUCCUAGAGUUUCCUGAAAGAAAGAUAAAUUAAUCUUCCAAAUGGCAUGAGCAACUCCAGAUAAAAUUCAUUGGGGCAUGCAAAUUCUAUGUUCUUUCUUUUCAUCGUAAAAACAGAGAUAGAGACUAAGGAACUUUUGGACCAGAUGGUUAAUAGUGAGAUGUCAUUUGAUCAGACACCAACAAGGAACCUAUCCAAUCAAUCAGGGUUGGCAACCUUAGAGAAACAUUGGGCAAAUGGAAGAUUUGGAGAGAGGGGAAAUUAAGUUCUAGCCAAUAUUUGGAGGUUAAAUCCUCCCCGUCAUUCCACUUAUCCCACCUCUCUCUGCUGGUUGCAUGCAUGUCUUUGUGAGUAUUGGUAAAUCUAGUGGAAUUGGGUCUAAAAAGAUUCUAAUGUUGUUGGAAACCUGUUUGUAGCUUUGUUGGGGGCGGGGGGGGGGGGGGUGCGUGAUGAAUUUGUCUCUACGGACCCUUCAGAUUUUCAUUUCAGGUUCUAUGUUGCUGAAAUUGUUGUGCAGUGUUAUGGUUUUUUGGAUGAGCUGCAACAUAUUCAGAGUCUGGUGCUAAAUUUACAGGAGAACUUUCUUUUACAUAGACUAAUCUGACCUGAGCAAGAUUUUGAAAUAGGGAAAUGGUGGUUGAGUGUUGCAAUGUUAGCUUGUUAUUUUUUCUUCAAGCCUCAAACACAGGUUGACUUUAAAUAUACCAUUGUGGCUGGAUGCAGGAUUGUGACACGAAGGACUCACAUCGUGAUUGUUAUCAGUUAUUUAUUCUCCCUUCCUUCAACUCCUGAAUCUUUGCUGCCAUCAGGUUUUCCAUGAUGCUGUUCGCAAGCAAACAUAUGAACUCAUAACACAUAAUGUAGACAGAACAUCAAAGGGAAUGAAUAAUGAUAAGCAAAAAACUUAACAUGGGCCUGGCUCAAAUUAGUCCACUCAGCACUGAUCUGGACAUCUACAUUCCUAGAAUGAAGGCAUCGAGCCAUUAGAAGAGAUAUUUAAUAGAUGUUUCAACCUUGCUUGGUGCUCUUCUUUGCCUUCUAUAAUACAUAACUAUUCCAGCUAUAAAUCGGAAGGAAAAGUGAUGUUGGAAAUUUGUACAAUUGCAAUUGAGUUGAUGUGGAAGAGGGUUUGGUGAGAUGAUUCUGAAAAAAGCAGUGGGAAGGAGAAGAUAAUGAGACUACAGAAAGUUGAGGUUGCUAGGUCAAUGAAGCAGAAUAAUAGCAUUGCGCACAAUAUAUAAGAAGGAAUAAUGAAAGCUACAGUGGUUUAUGAUGUAGUUGGUAUAAAUUACAGAUGCAUAAGGAUGCUUUUCAGAGAGAUAAAGUGCUUAAAAGUCCAUAACUUAAUAUUUGGUUUAAUGGGAAAAUGUAUUAAACAAGGGUUUACUCUGUAACUGACUUGCUCUGCUGGCACUCCAUGUCCUGUCAUUGCAUUGCUUUUCCCACAGUGCCAUACUGACCAUCCCAAACUUUGAUGACCUGACCACACUGUCCUGCCAACAUUUUGCCAAUCUGCCCUAUCCGUGUCAUCCUGCACUGCCCUGCUGAUUCUGUGCUAUGUACCCAAAUCACACUACACUGGAUGUGAGUUUGCUGCUGAGCUGGAAGGUUAGUUUUCAGACGUUUCGUCACCAUU